AUGGGGAAGGCUAGCAGGUGGCUGAAGGGGUUGUUGGGCAUGAAGAAGGAGAAGGACCACAGUGACAAUUCAGGGUCUUUGGCUCCUGACAAGAAGGAGAAGAAAAGGUGGAGUUUUGCUAAGCCAGGGAAGGAUGUGGCACCUCACAUUACUUCUACUCCCACUGCUGUUUCAGGCACUGAUAACACCUGGCUCAGAUCCUAUAUUGCUGAGACUGAGAAUGAGCAGAACAAGCAUGCAAUUGCUGUGGCAGCUGCCACAGCCGCCGCCGCCGAUGCUGCCGUGGCUGCAGCACAGGCGGCGGUGGCUGUGGUGAGGCUAACAAGCCAGGGGAGAGGUACAUUGUUCAGUGGGAGCAGGGAGAAGUGGGCUGCUGUGAAGAUUCAAACUUUUUUCAGAGGCUAUUUGGCACGGAAGGCUCUUAGAGCAUUGAAAGGAUUGGUUAAGAUUCAAGCUCUUGUUAGAGGCUACCUAGUUAGGAAGAGAGCUGCUGCAACACUUCACAGUAUGCAAGCUCUAAUAAGAGCCCAGACUGCUGUUAGAACACAACGAGCUCGUCGAUCCAUGAGCAAAGAAAACAGAUUUCUACCUGAAGUUCUUGCAAGAAAAUCUAUGGAACGAUUUGAUGAAACAAGGAGUGAAUUCCACAGUAAAAGGCUAGCUUCACCCUAUGAAACACCCUUGAAUGGGUUUGAUGAAAGCCCCAAAAUUGUUGAAAUUGACACUUACAAGACUAGAUCAAGAUCUAGGCGCUUUACAUCCACAAUGUCUGAAUGUGGUGAAGACAUGUCUUGUCAUGCAAUUUCAUCACCACUUCCUUGCCCAAUCCCAGGUAGAAUCUCAGUUCCUGAUUGCAGACAUGUUCCAGAUUAUGAUUGGUACUUCAAUGUCGAUGAGUGUAAGUUCUCCACUGCUCAUAGCACCCCACGUUUCACAAACUAUGUGCGUCCUAAUGCACCAGCUACACCAGCCAAGAGUUUUUGUGGAGACACCUUCUAUAGACCAUGCUCCAAUUUCCCAAACUACAUGGCCAAUACUCAGUCAUUCAAGGCAAAACUAAGGUCUCAUAGUGCUCCAAAACAAAGACCGGAACCCAAGAAAAGGCUCUCACUUAAUGAAAUGAUGGCUGCUAGAAAUAGCAUUAGUGGUGUUAGAAUGCAAAGGCCAUCCAAUUUCUUCCAAACUCAAGAGUCUUGGAAUUUUUGA
This is a messenger RNA of Abrus precatorius (Indian licorice), 1206 nucleotides long. Its product is annotated as protein IQ-DOMAIN 14-like. Gene Ontology annotation, molecular function: protein binding. The coding region runs from base 1 to 1206 and encodes 401 amino acids. The record is from RefSeq and is a predicted model, not a curated record. The transcript has 3 exons. NCBI's taxonomy places the organism in Eukaryota, Viridiplantae, Streptophyta, Magnoliopsida, Fabales, Fabaceae.